Molecule: messenger RNA, 2644 nt
Organism: Paramacrobiotus metropolitanus
Lineage: Eukaryota; Metazoa; Tardigrada; Eutardigrada; Parachela; Macrobiotidae
Exons: 5
Coding region: 1259-2401 (380 amino acids)
Molecular function (GO): phosphotyrosine residue binding
Source: RefSeq, a predicted model, not a curated record
UUUUCGACUAGGCAAAAUCUCACAUGGAUCGAUGACCAUUGGUCGCAGUUUAACUCCACCUUCUUAGCCUCAGCUCAGAUACGAUGGAUUAAUAUUCUGGAUCAAAUGUCUGUUUAGGGAUCACAGAUGGUCACAACAUCCUUUGCAUGUCGAUAUGGCGCGGUCUGAUGCCGCUGCACUGCAGAGCACACUUUACGACUGCACAGAUACGAUGCGCAGCGUCCAUCCUUGGAGAUGAUGGCACUCUGUCGCAAUAAAGUUCAUUUGCUCUUAUCCCUCCUUGGUAUCGACUUGAAGUACAUCCCAAUGAGUCUCGUAUCGAUGUAGAAGGCUCUAUCAAGAUCCAUAGAGCGAAUUUGCAUGAUUACAGCUACAGAUUACUAAAUAUCCCUCUUUGCGCCAAUUCUCUGGAGCGCCUUAAUACGGAGCAGCUGUAUGAAAGAAAAUCUCCCGCCGUUAUCGUGACAUUGGUCAGGUCGGAUUGUGCGGUAAUUAUCUCAGCGUUCGGUCGGUGCGAAGUGGCAGGUGAUGGACGGCUUGACAGGUAUUUUCGGGAAGCAUCGCCACAUUCAAUGCUUGGUGGUCAAAUAAAAACAGCGGAUUUGCCAGUCGAUUGAUGGCUUAAAGACUGAUAGGCUAUCAACAGUACUGCGCUCCAGCUGAUCCAUACAAAACAUCCCUCUCGCAUCCUGCCUACAAUUGUAAAAGCCUGUGCUGCCGUAUUUAUCCGAUAAACCGCAGCUGUAUCCUCUUCAUCUUCAUCACUGUCCUAACCACACACUCUGUACGCAUUGCUACAGCGGUCGACUCUCACUUGCGCGCACGGUCCGCCUGGCUCCGGUCUCUAACUUCCCUUUCCGUUUCCGCUGAACGGAGCAACACUGCAGUCAGCAGUAUGUAAUUAGAUUCCAGCCAGUCAAGCGGGCAUGCGCCAUACACUGGCUGCUUCAUCGACCGGCCAGCUUAUCACAAUAUAUUGGCUCUCUUUAUCAUAUCGCUGGUCACUGGUCAAUUGCCGCUGAAUGCAGCACAGACGACCGGGCAUGCAGUGCAUCCGGUGCGGACUAUGGUAUUCACAUGAUUAAUACGCCAAUACUUAUCUCGAUGUAUCUCUCGAGAUCUUAAUGAUCAGUCGUUUGUUAUACUAUCGCGCGAUUUAUUAGACGGGAUAUAUUCCAGUACGUAAUGUAAAAGCCAUUUCUUUCUCGUCCGUACAUUAUUCCUGCUUACAUAUAUACACAGUCAUCAUUCUUCCUCGAUGUUAAGCGAACUGCAGUUGGAUGCACAUCCUCUUAAUCCCUUCUCUCCCCGGCUCGGUCUCAAUGGGAUCAGUAAAAAUUGUCUUAAUGGAGAUGUUGUUGGGAAUGGGCAUCAUAAUAUCUCGGCCGGGAGAGAGAUCGUCAGCAAUGGAUGCAAUGAACUUCCGGUCACUUGCAAGACCAUUUCGCCGGUAGUACACACCAAUGGAAGUGGCUGCCCCAACGGCCCAGCGGCAAAUGGAACUGCUUUGUCGAGAAAUCCCAGAUUGUUCCAUGAGGCGACGUACGUUAUACGGCCGAAAUACAUUCCAGAAAAGAAAAACGGAUACUGCAGCAACAACUAUGUUAAUGGAAACGGACACAGUUCGAGCAGCUCCACCGCUACACCGGAUAGCCUGCGCGGCAGUCUGCGCAAAGAAGGCUCAUUCGAUCGAGAUGGCCGAUGUGACCAGCCGGCUGUCACUGCGGCCAAAAAGCACGUGCAAUUCGAUUUGCGUAAUGGAUGCACGUUGUACUCGGGUGUACAUCAUAACGGAAACGGUGUCCACUGUGAUAACGAGCAGCUCGAUUCAGGAUCCGACCAGGAAGAUGGAUCGCUGGCCGGACAGGAUGAUGAGCCGGAUUUGAUUAGCGACAUCGAAAGGUCACUCAUGCAUGGCUACAGUGAGUUUGAUCUUAAUGGACUAACCGCGGAAUAUUGUUCGGAGCAGCUACUAGUGCAGCAGUCGGCAUCCGGAUUGGCAAAAAAGAAGCCUGACCUGCGCCUGAAUCUGCGCUCCAACUUUAUAAAAGGAGAUCCUAUCAACACCGAGGUUCCUGUAGAGAAACAGACAUGGUAUUUCGGUGCAAUAAGCCGCCAAGAAGCAGAGAAUACACUCCGGAAGUGCACGGAAGGCUGUUAUAUCGUACGAAACUGUGAAAUCAAUGGAAACAAAGAUUACUCUUUGGCAAUAAAGAGUUCGUACGGAUUCAUGCAUUUGCGAAUUCAUCGUCAGCCGGACGACAUGUACCGACUUGUGGAUUUCAAUCGCGUUUUCCUCACCGUUCCCGAUUUGAUAGAGUAUUAUUCCAUGGAGAGGCUGCCUAUAAAAGGCGCUGAUUAUAUGGUUUUAGUGCAUCCUGUACAUCAACAGCUUUUAUAAAAUUGGCUUAUGAACGGAUACACCAUGGUAGUCGCGCUUUGCUGACACUCUUUUACUGCUUUUCCAGAAUGUUGUUGGUCUUUGUUUGUAGCACGGUUUUAGAUAAUUAGCAAAAGGUUAGAAUAACAAAUGUUUAUCUUUUUGCGCCCAUCGUCAAAUUACUAUAAAAUAUAAUAAUACGUAUUGUGCGGCUGUUUGCUUGCAUUUUUCUCCGUGAUAGUGACAUAAAUGCUGUAUAUAUGC